Populus trichocarpa (black cottonwood) is the source of this 2014-nucleotide messenger RNA. Its product is annotated as DUF21 domain-containing protein At1g47330. Gene Ontology annotation, cellular component: intracellular membrane-bounded organelle. Gene Ontology annotation, biological process: magnesium ion homeostasis. Bases 319 to 564 code for a protein of 81 amino acids. The record is from RefSeq and is a predicted model, not a curated record. The transcript is spliced from 3 exons. Lineage: Eukaryota; Viridiplantae; Streptophyta; Magnoliopsida; Malpighiales; Salicaceae.
AAAGAAAGAAAGAGAGGAGGCCGUGUGAGACAAACCGACCUUGCCUGCCUCCAAAAUUCACUUAUCAGUUCCCACUCUCUGAUAAAGGAGCAAGCAAGAAGACACAGUAAGCAUGAGAAAGAGAAAGAGAAAGAUGGCAUCUGACAUAGGAUGCUGUAGUAGCAAGUUCAUGUCGUAUGUGGUGAUAAUAAUAAUAAUAAUAAUAAUAAUAGGAUAGGUGGCUUUAAUUUGGUGGCCUCAUGGCUGGCUUAACUCUUGCUCUCAUGUCCCUGGGCCUUGUCGACCUUCAAGUCCUCAUCAAGUUUGGCCUUCCUCAAGAUGACAUCCGCGCCGGUACUCUCCCUCGUAUUAGUGUUUGGAGAGAUAUUGGCACAAGCAGUUUGUACUCGUUUUGGCUUGACUGUUGGAGCAGCAAUGGCGCCUCUUGUCCGUGUUCUUCUUUUGCUGUUCUUUCCAAUUUCUUAUCCAGUUAGUAAGGUUGAUUUGGCUCAAUUUGGCAUGGAUUUGAGGAACCAAAUAUUGCCAUUGUUGGCUGUAUUCGAAGCAAGAACUUCUUCUGUCUAAAAGUUUUAAAACUAAUAGAAGGUGCUGCUGAAAUCAUAAAAUGGCCCCAGACAGCAUUUGAACCGUAAAUAAAUAAAAUGUAAAACCAAGCAAAUGAAUUGUUUGCUGGUUGAAUUCAUCUGGGGUGUGUUUUAACACUUCACAACUGUCAUAACAUUAAGAUAUAUUCAACAAUCAUAACCUUUCAGCUGCAUUUUGGACAUUGAGAAGGCUCCUAUUCCAGAGUUCCCAUCAAAUGAAGAAGUUGUUGGUGUAAUUACAAUGGAGGAUGUCAUCAAAGAACUUCUUCAGGCACAGAUGCAAUUACUAUUUGAUGUCAUAUUAUGGCCAGACUAGUACUGUGAUCAAACUUCAGGGGAUUUUGGACCAUGUCAGGCCAUGUUCACGGAUCCUUGUACAGAUCUUCCUUAUAUUGAUGAGAUGAUAGUGAUUCUCACAGUGGAAUUUCAUCUCCUAUGACAAGCAAUACUUCCAGACUCUACUGAACAAUGCAGAGACUACGUCCAUAAGCAAAAUUUGAGACUGUUGCAUAUAGUUGUACUUUCAAUAUCUGAGACAAGUAACUGAAACUGCUUAUAUGAUAUUAUCAUUCCCCAGGAAGCUGAGGCUGCUAAAUAGGUCUUCAACUUUAUCAUGCCAAUCUCAAUCUGCAAACGUUUUCUUGUGUCAGGAGGGGAUAUUGGGUGAAACUAAGGAGCAUGUCAAUAUUCACAACAGGUGAAGCGAUCGAGUUUCUCUCCUUUUAUUUGCUUCCGUUGCAUCCAUAUAUGAAAUCUGCGAAGUAAUGGAAUUUCUCUGUGACAGGACGAAGGCUCUAUAUCUCAUUUUAGAUCGGUUUAUAAAAGAUGAAAUGGAACACCUUUGGCAUCAUCCAUUUUGUUUCGAGCAAAUUGAAGGAAUGUCUAGAUUUCUUGAUUCACUGCACUAUCCUUUAGUCACGAUUGAGUCAUCAACCAAGCAGCAAUAUCCCACAUGAAAUCCAAAGAUGACUACUCUUUACGUUUUCGGGAUGCAGGAUCAAGAUCAAUAUGCAUGCGUCUCAAAACAAGGCUCCCCUGUCAACUGCAGAGCCCUCCGCCAACGACGCCUCUGUCACAGGCACCGCAUCCCCAACAUCUCUGUUGUCCACGGGUCCAACACCAACCCUUUCCAUCUCGAGUGGCGCUUCCUUAACCAGCUCACCAACCACGACCAACUAGAGAUUUGUAGUUGUCUUCGUUGAUAUAUUAACAUCAGAACAUAGAUCAAUCAAGAUCCAAGGAUAUAUUCAGGGAUCAACUACCUACCUUGGAAGACAUCAGAGGUCGACCUGCUGUAGUAACCACAAAGAUACAUGUGCACAGCUGCUCCUUGUUCCAUGAGCUUUAUUGCAUUACAGGAUUCUUGUGCUCGAGAUCAGAAAGUAAUGUAAGAAACAUCUACCAAAACAUUGUCUCUAGUUUUCGAAGAA